Molecule: messenger RNA, 4538 nt
Organism: Meleagris gallopavo (turkey)
Lineage: Eukaryota; Metazoa; Chordata; Aves; Galliformes; Phasianidae
Gene: COX18
Product: cytochrome c oxidase assembly factor COX18
Biological process (GO): mitochondrial respiratory chain complex IV assembly; protein insertion into mitochondrial inner membrane from matrix
Cellular component (GO): mitochondrial inner membrane
Molecular function (GO): membrane insertase activity
Source: RefSeq, a predicted model, not a curated record
CAGGAAAGAGGUAAGUUGAUGGAAUUGGCUACCCAGUGCACUUUCCAGCCGCUCGCAGGGACGUAGGGUCAGCCAUCUGCCCUUCCCUUGCCCGCACCGAACAUGGCGCUGGCGAAGUGCUGCCCACGUCCUCUGGCGCAUGCGCGAAGGCGGGAGCUGCGCGGCGGGAGCUGCGCGUGCCGUGACCGUGAGGCAUGUGGCGGCUCGCGCGGUCGCUGAGGCAGGGUGGCUCGAGCUGGCAGUUAUGCGGCGCGGCCGUCGUCCGGUUGACGGUCGCCGCGGGGUCUCCGGCGCCGAACGGGAGCCCCGGCAGGUGGUACGAGUGGCUGGCGCAGUCGAUCCCCGUGCACUGGGCGGAAGAUGGGCUGGUGGCACUGCAGGCGGCCGCGGGACUCCCGUGGUGGGCCGCCAUCGUGUGUGGCGGUGCCCUGCUCCGCAGCGCCGUCACCUUGCCGCUGGCCGCGCACCAGGGCCGCCUCCUGGCCAAGUUGGAAAAUUUGCAGCCUGAGAUUAAAAAACUAGCUGAGCAGCUUCGCUAUGAAGUUUCUGUACGUGGAAGGCAACUGGGUUGGUCUGAAAAGGUUGCCAGAUUCCAUUUUAAGAAGAACCUGCGGAGGAUUAUUACAGAACUGUACAUUCGAGACAACUGCCAUCCAUUCAAAGCCACUUUAUUGGUGUGGGUACAGAUUCCAAUGUGGGUCUGCGUGUCUCUUGCAUUGCGCAACUGCAGUGUUGGUGCUUUAGACUCAGAAGUUCAAGAACAGUUUUCGACAGGAGGAACACUGUGGUUUACAGACCUCACAGCACCAGAUUCCACAUGGAUUAUGCCAGUUUCACUUGGACUCUUGAAUUUGCUGAUAGUGGAGAUCUUUGCUUCGCAAAAACUGGAAGCUUCCAGGUUCCAGAAGCUUGCUACAAAUUUCUUAAGAGUGUUGUCAGUAGUAAUGGUCCCUGUUGCUGCAACAGUCCCCUCGUCCAUGGCAUUGUACUGGUUGUCCUCAAGCUUCAUGGGACUCUGUCACAACCUGUUGCUCCGUUCUCCGACUGUUCGCCGACUGUGUUGCAUACCGAGGACCAAAUCUGACUCAGAUACUCCUUACAGGGAUAUUGUGGCUGCCUUGACUACCAAAUACAGUUUUAAGAAGUAACACGCUUUAAACUGUCAGAAGAGCUAUCCCACAUAAUUCAUGUGUGCCAUUGAGAAGUGGUAUUUUGUUGAGAUGCUCACUGUGAAGUACUACCGCUGAAAUUAUAUUUAUUUUCCAAAUAAAACAUUGAUCAUCUGGCUAAAAAGAACGAUUUAUCAACACAAAUAUAUGUUUUGGGAAGUUUGGAUCCAAGAAUGUUAGUUUUGCAAUUUGAACAGUCCAGUAAUUCAAGUUUGUCCCCCAGAUUGUGAAGAAUUAUGAAGAUAUAUCUGUGACUCAUCUAGGCUACUUUCUUGUAGCAAAGCUGGUUUGAUCUAUGGACUAGUGAACAAAAUUUUGGGGCUGGGGAGAGGGUGGAUGGACUCUGCAGUUACUGGUUUAUUUCUUAAUUGAGAUGUCGUCAGUUGAUAUUCACGUGGUUCACGUUGCAGUCUUUGUAACAGUUCUCAUACAUGAUUUCCUCAAACUGCAAGUAAACUGGAUCAUUAUCCAUCUUUCUGCAUUAGAUUUGAAAUUAGGAGGACAAGUUUAUUGUUUCUGGUGAAUCUCUGUUGAGUGACAGCAUUAUGUUGGGUUUUUUUAUGUGUCAGUGUAAUUAUAUGUAAGCACUUCUGUAGGGUUAAACUGUGUUUGUUGUAGCCUUGCUCUACAUACAUUUCAAGUCAGCAGAUGUGCAUUGUGACAAAACUUAUGUCCCGCUGGACAGAAGUUUGUGCAAGUCUGGUCUCCUUAAAGGUAAUUUAUCUUAGAGAAGCAGAAAAUGGGGUAGAAAUGCCAUGUCAUUCUCAUACCACAAAAACAAGAUAAUUCAUGGUGUAACUGUUAAAGUCAGUGCCAGUAAGUGGAAGUUAAUUUUAAAAUAACUGUGAUUGUGUGUUUGGGGUUUUGUUUCUUGGUUUUGUUUAGCAUUCUGUGUUGUGUUGGCUAAUUGAUUGAUUGUUUUAAGAGAAAACUGCUCAGCAUUGAGAAAAAAGGCAAACAAUACCAGGCUGGCAGCAGCCAAGAGUAAGAAAUCAGUGGUCACGUGCCUUCAUCAAGGCUCCGUGCUCCUUUGUUUUAUUCCUUCUGUUGGUUUGUUUCUUGUGUCUUUGUUUCCCUCGUGGAGCAAAAGAUGGGGUUGAAGGAUUCAUCAAGACUUUGCCCUAUAGACAUGCAGACACGGCUCUUCAAAAUGUUUGUUUGAACUGAAACAUCAGUAGCUUUCAGUCCUGAUGUUGCACUGCAACAUGCGGGUGUAUUUUCGCUAGGGACAUUUGUGAUGUUCCCUCCCAUACCUGCUUCAGGAGCAUAAAAAAAUUUUGUGUUAUUUUCUAAUUACAUUUUAUUUAGCUUUACUGUCCAUCAGUUUUACUGUUUCUUUAAGAAUAAUAGUAAUGUAAUCCUCCAUAAUAAGCGUAUUUUCUCAAGAAGAUAUUUCUUUCCCUUUUGAGGUUUCAGUCAGAGGUUGUACUGUUGUUUGCAAACAUGGAUGCAAUUCUUGUAUACUGGAAAAUGGAUUUGUUGUGACAGCGAGGAAGUGCCUUUGCAAGAUUUUGGCAUUUUGUGUCAUUUUAAAUGUUGGAGAAUGAUUCAUUUAACAAUGUUGCUGUCAGAUCUGUCUGGAUGCAAAAACAAAGACAGUGAAGGUUGCUGUUGAUUUUUGCUCAUAGACUUGUAGAAAGAGUGACUGUAUUCUUCAUGACCUCAAAUAGCAUAGCAGGAUUUAGAGAGUGUAUUUAUGGCUCCUGCUAAAGCCAGAGGGAAGCUUUUCUUCAUCUGAAAUGGUAAUGGGAUAAGACCCGAUGGGCGCAGCUGUAGUUUUCUUGUGCUGGGUGCCAUUUAACUAAGGGUAGCCCUUCUUAUUUCAUAAUGGUUUUAUAGUUGUUUCACCUUAGAUCUCUGCUAAGGUAGUGAAGAGUGUGUGAUUUCUCUCAGCGAUAGAGUGAGGUCAAGUGGUAGGUUUAACAGCUGAUAAAUAAACAAGGAAAAUAAUAAACAUUAGUACAGAUUUGAAAGAGUAAGCAGAUGGUCUACAACGUGUUUGAUUAAAAGGGGACUGGUUGUAGACAAAUAUAUUCAAAGUAAGGAUAAGAAAGGUCAAGUUUACAAGAGGCUGUGAGAGGAAUUAUCUUCUUUCUGGGAUGCAUAUCAGAGAAAAUGCUAGUUUACUCAAGUGGAGCCUGAAGAUAAAUUUCACAGUGCCCUGAAUGUUGUAUAUCUGCAGACAUGUACAUUUUCUGGGAGCAAAUGAACUCUCCCAUGUGCCUUUUUUGGCUGCCUGGGGACUGAGAUGACAAAACUCAAUCUCCCAAUGUAGCUCUAUUUAGUAAAGUUCCUAACUGUAGUUGCAGUUUACGUAUGCCUUCUGUAUAUGUAAAUUGAGAGUAAGCUUCUGUAUUUGGGGUGAAGAAAAAGCAAAAAGUGAUUUUUUUUCAGAACAUUGACAAAAUAUAAAGACAAAGUAUGGCUACAGGUUGAUAACUCAUGCAGGCAGUGUCUUUCGGGGAAAAAACAGUAAGAUUAGAGAAAUCUUGUUUGUUUCGUAGUCAAACACACACAGAGGAACUGUUCUUCUUUGCCUAUUCCAGGCAUCCAGAAAUUUCGUAUUUCUGCAGUACCACCUUUCUGUCUCUGUCAGAAAUGCUAGCAGUUUUGGGUGAGGAGUAUCUUGUUGCUGUCUCUCCUAUGGAAAGGAGUGCAGUGAGUAAAAGAAACAGUUGGGUUUUGUGUUUUUUUUAUUCUUGUUUGCUUAGUUUUUAAGUAUUUUCAUUCCGUUUGGUCCUUGAAUGCACAGGUACAUACACAACCCACCACAACAUGUGAACACUGUGAAGAACAACUGCUUGAGGAUAUCCUGCGCAGUAGUUCUCCUUUCAUUGCAGCAGGUUGAGGGAAAUAAGAAUGGUUUUAUUUGUGAAGCAGACAGAAGAGGUGGUAACUACAGAAUAGGAAUUGUAUUUCUCCCAGUAAAGAAAGCACUGACGACUCUGACUGGUAUUUUUAUUUCUGAAUUAUGUAGCAUUAGUUCAGGCAUAAAGGAAGUUGGUGUGGUGCUUCAGCCCUAAUUACAGACUGGUUGCUCAUGUCUGGCCACACCCUUGCAUUAUGGUUGCUGCUGUACUUCAUUUACAUUGUGCUCGUUGAAGAAGUGUCUUAGCCUUUCAGUUGAUCACUGGAGCAAACAGUGACUGAGAUCUCAAAUUUUGACAUUUCAGCAAGUAAUGGUGUCUGUCAAAGUAAUCCCUAGCAAUAAGCUUCCUGUGCAAUACAAACACUGCUUCUAAUUUACGUAUAGUGCCUUGAUAUUAGUAGAUCCUGUUCCCCAAAUUCUUUAAAUUCUUUCAAGACAAUCAAAAGCACUGGAAUUUCUAAAUUGUUUUUCUUAGCGUUGACCAAAAAAAAAAACCAGCC